GCAUUUGUUUGAACAUAUAAAGGUAGAGGACGGCAUCUGGAAGACCCCACACAGCAUAAACUCCUCCUACAAGAACCACUUUUAUAUAUAAAUUUUUGUUUCUUCAUUCCUCUCAAAACCGCCUCUCUCAUUCUAAAUUGCACCACGCCUUCCUCUGCAUUUGUUCUACUCUCUCUCUCUCUCUCUCUCUCUCUCUCUGUGUUAGAAGUUAGAAAAAGUUCCACAUCUUCUUUCAAAACACUUGUCUUUUUUAUCUUCUUCAAUCUCUCUCACUAUAUAUUCCAGAACAGAGCAUCGUCAAUGGAAACCAACAAGUUUGCAAGCAUUUUGCAUAGAAACACCAACAAACUCACCCUUAUUCUCGUCUAUGCCGUACUAGAAUGGACUCUGAUCGUACUUCUCCUUCUUAAUUCUAUGUUCUCUUAUCUGAUCAUUAAAUUCUCCGAUUACUUUGGCCUCAAAAGGCCCUGCUUAUGGUGUUCUAGGAUUGAUCAUGUCUUAGAGCCUGGAAAGAGUCAAGUUUCUUAUAGAGAUCUUGUUUGUGAAGCUCAUGCCUCUGAGAUUUCCAAGCUGGGUUACUGCUUUAAUCAUCGAAAACUGGCCGAGUCCCAUCAUAUGUGCGAGGAUUGCUCAUCCUCAUCGCAACCUGAUUGUCCAGAAUUAUCAAAAAGGUUUGCUUUCUUUCCAUUAAUAAACAAGAUUGGUUUUAUUCAGAGUAGUGAUCAGAAACUCGGUGGAAAUGGGGAGGAGAAUUUGAAUUGCUCUUGCUGUGGCUUAAACUUGGAAAGCAAAUUCUACUCUCCUUGUAUGUUGAUUAAGCCUUCUUGGGCGGAUUUCGAUUUCUCCCAUAAAGAGAAUUUGAUUGCGGAAACGGGGGUUGACUCUCAAACUAAUGAAUGUGCACAUUCGGAUCGAAGCAGUUCGAAUUCCGAGACUAGUCUACGCGAAGAUGAACAAAGUAGCGGAGAAAAUAAGGAAAUUCAGAUUAUUUCUAUUUCUGAUUUUGGAAUUGAUGGUUGUUCUGGUAAAAGAGAACAGGAGGCAGAGGAGAAAUGUGCUGUAUUUGACUUUGGCUGGAAGGAACUGGUAGCUGUUGAAGACGACAAAAUGGAAAUCGUUAAAGAAGAAAUGCAAGUGCUCGAAAAGGAGGAGAAUUUCAUUGAAUCCAUGGAUGAUCAGUCUUGUGAUCAGUCUAUGGCUCUUGUCAAUUUUAGUAAGGAAACAUCCCAUGAAACUUGGCCUCAGCAUCUCGAGUUUUUCAUUGAUGGUGAAGAUUGUACAUUGAUUGCAGUUGAAUCGAUUGGCACUCCUGCCACCAAAGACGGAGAUCAACCAAGAUAUGGAGCGGAUGAACAAGGAAAUUGUGAUUCAGACGUUAUUUUGGAAUUUAAUAUGCAUGCUGAGGAACACGCCGAACCGUUGUCGGAGAAUUGGCAGUGUUCAGGAGAGAAUUUGGCCUUACUUUCAUCCCAUGAGAGCAAGGAGGCGCCCAAGGUUGUAGUGGUUGAAUCCGUAGUGAUGGUUGAGACUGACAGUACCUCUGUAAUGCAUACAGAAGGAGAUUUCUCAGAUUUAGUGAGGGAAGAAUAUGAACAAGCUGCUAUUCCUCAACCAAAUCAAAUGCCGUCAAGUGCAGAAACAGCAAGAGAAAUGGAUUCAGAUGUUCAUAUAGCAUCUGGAGAAGUAAUUCAAACGCAGAGCUGUGAAUUUGAUGCAGAGAUCUCCAGAGGGGCAGAGAUUCUUCAUCCGAAACCACUUGAUGAGGCUCAACCCCAAGAGGUUCAUAAGAGCUGUGAAUUUGAUGCAGAGAUCUCAAGGGGGCCAGAGAUUCCUGAUCAGGAACCACUUGAUGAGGCUCAACCCCAACAGGUUCUUCCUUCAUAUGAACACAGGCAACAAAAUCCUUUCACCAGCUGUGUCAUAUUGCACGUCAAUGAUGAUAAUGGUCCCAAGCCAGCUGAAGAAGAGGUUUUUUACUUCAAAACCAUCUCAGUAGAAAGUAAUAAGCAGGAAAUAAACAAUCAUAUAUCGGUACGUUCAGAGCCUAAUGAAAUAGAGGAAGAAAAGGUUCCUGAUACACCUACUUCUAUGGAAAGCUUGCAUCACUUGCACAAGAAGUUGCUAUUGCUUGAGAGGAAGGAAUCAAUACCAGAAGAGUCCUUAGAUGGAAGUGUCAUUAGUGAGAUAGAAGGAGGUGAGCUAACCAUUGAGAAGUUAGAGUCAGCAUUGAGGGCUGAAAGGAAGGCUUUGAACGCCUUAUAUGCAGAACUAGAAGAAGAGAGAAGUUCUUCUGCUGUGGCAGCUAACCAGACAAUGGCAAUGAUAAACAGGCUCCAGGAAGAGAAGGCAGCAAUGCAAAUGGAAGCAUUGCAAUAUCAAAGAAUGAUGGAAGAGCAAUCUGAGUAUGACCAGGAAGCUUUACAGCUUCUGAAUGAGCUCAUGGUCAAAAGGGAAAAAGAGAAGCAGGAGGUGGAAAAGGAGUUGGGAAUGUAUCGUAAGAAGGUCCAGGAUUAUGAGGCUAAAGAAAAAAUGAGGAUGUCGAGGAGAACAGAUAGUAGCACAAGAAGCAUUGCUUCUUGUAGCAAUGCUGAGGACAGUGAUGGACUAUCGAUUGACCUGAACCAUGAAGCAAAGGAAAGAGAUAGUUCCUUUGGCAAUCAAGAAAGUAGCAACCAAAACACUCCCACUGAUGCUGUUGUUUAUUUGGAGGAGUCCCUUGAAAACUUUGAGGAAGAGAGGCUAGCAAUUUUACAGCAGCUCAAGGAGUUGGAAGAGAAGCUUUUGACAUUGAGUGAUGGAGAGGAACAACACUUCGAGGAUCUCAUACUGGGUGAGAAUGGAAAUGGAUACCAUUAUAAUUCAGAUGCUGACAUUGAAGCAAAUGCUUUUGAAAAUGGUCAUUCCAUGGAAAUGAAUGGAAAGCAUCAUCACGAGAUUAGAAUCAAAGGGUCAAAGGCAAAGACACUUCUUCCCCUUUUUGAUGCUAUUGUUACAGAUGGUGAAGAUGCUUUGGGGAAUGGACAUGAACAAGGGUAUGGUCCUGAUCCAUUUCAAACAUCCUUAGACGUCAAGUUUGAAAUGGAGAAUAAGCUUGCUAUAAAAGAGGAGGUAGAUAAUGUAUAUGAGAGGCUUCAAGCACUUGAAGCAGAUAGGGAGUUUCUGAAGCACUGUGUCAGCUCCUUGAGCAAAGGAGAUAAGGGAUUAAAUCUUCUCCAAGAGAUUUUAGAACAUCUUCAUGAUCUUAGGGGUGUGGAACUCCGAGCCAGGAAGAUGGGGGAUGGUCCUUUCUAUUGACCUUGAGCUUAAGUAUAUUCAUGAAGAUUUGUCAGGUAUAUCCAUCCAUGAAGAUUAUAGGUGACUAUUCUGUGUUUGUUGCUCGUUUUCUCCAACAAUUGAGUUGAAAUAGCAUUUGUUGACAAGUUUUGUGCUGGUUUCUCUUUGGAGUUGAUUGACACCUCCAAAUCAGGACAAAGAAAUCCCAACUUUUGUUUCUGGUAUGGUAUGUUUGGUGUCUUAGGUGGACUGCAAAACUGAAGUCUGCCUUCUAAAGAAAAAGAAACCAGCCUUUUUUUUUUUAUUUUUUUUGGUGUCCAAAUGAACCCAAAUUUUUGUGGGUAGUGCCCAUCACCACCUUUUGAGGGAAAGGAGGAUGAUGUGUAUAUGUGUGUAUAGGCUAGUGAUAUGAAGCCACCCUGUCAUUUAUAUGUUGUGAGGAAAGGUCUGGCUAGCAAGCUGGAGAGAUCCAACAAAGAUUCCAGUGCCAGGCACAUAACAUUAGUUUUUUAAGACACUUAGGGGUAGGCCACUCCUUUUUUGUCAUUUUUUAAUUUUUGGAGAGAAGGAAAAGGGGUAAGCAACCACUUCAUUCUCUCUCAUCAAUGCAUUAUUGCAUCACAUGAGGUUUGUUUAUUAUUGAGGGGAAAAGCUGAGUUACUUGUAUACUUCAUACAUCCAUUGUAAGAAUAUAAAACAGAGUGUUUGUUUGUUCAUGGAUUCA
Messenger RNA from Carya illinoinensis, 3997 nucleotides. Its product is annotated as myosin-binding protein 2-like. The record is from RefSeq and is a predicted model, not a curated record. The coding region runs from base 301 to 3294 and encodes 997 amino acids. The transcript has 3 exons. NCBI's taxonomy places the organism in Eukaryota, Viridiplantae, Streptophyta, Magnoliopsida, Fagales, Juglandaceae. Gene Ontology annotation, molecular function: myosin binding.